ACACUCCAUCGGGCAGUGCUUCGUGCGGACGGUCGCGAGCCUCUUUUAUAUCAUUUACGCUCUCUUGUGUGAUGGAUGACCCCGCCAUUCGUGCCUUCUCUUCUCCUUCUCUGGUUUGACAUCAGGCUGUUGGGAGCAGAGAGGAGUCCUUUCUUCUACGGAUGUGUAGGCGCAAGCUCCAAGGAACCUUCUGUAGGCCUAGGUGAUGUUUUACCCGGGGGCUGCCUCUCCCUGUCCAGAAGAACAAGAGGGCUGGUCGCAUUCCAUUCCGGAAGAUUACAGAUUAGGCAGCGACCGUCAACGUCACAUUUUAAGAGAGUCGAUUUCAGCACCAGGCGGACCUUUCUCUCAGUCACAUCAUGAUUUCAGCGGGGACAAUGUGGCUGGCCGGUUCUGUUCCAGUCUGUGGAAUGCAAACCAAGACCAACCUACGGACUUCCACGUAGGGAGCAGUGGCACUUUCCCCGUGGCACUGUGCCCUCCAGAGGCAGAGAGCCACCACACACCCACGCUUCACCCUGAGGCCCAUCCGCCAAGUCUUGCCUCCGAGUCCUCGCAGCAUAACUCAUCUUUCACAAAUACCCAAGUGAACCACAUCAAAUCAUCGCCUCUAUCAGACCACGGAUCUCUGAUGGAUGACCCCAUGACUCAGAACACCCAGGUGACGCCGGCAGUGGACAACGUCGGCCAUAAUAUGCCGCCCAUUUUACAGCAGCACGCUCAUCCGCACAUCCAUCAUCAUCAUCACCAUCAUCAUCCACAUCAUCCGCAACCACAGCCGCGCAGCAGCAGCAACAGCAUUCCCAUAUACAGUCGCCACAGCAACAGCACCAGGGAACCAUUUUACCCACAGAGGCUCCAGAGGAACCGGCGCUCCAGCCCGAUUCUACGCAGCCCAGAUUGGACGAAAGUUCGGGAGAAGAAGAAAACCACGAGGCUGGUGAAGACAGCGCCGCUGAAACGGGAGGCAAGAAGAGGAAGAGGCGGAUAUUAUUCAGCAAAGCCCAGACGUACGAGCUGGAGAGGAGAUUUCGUCAGCAGCGCUACCUGUCCGCCCCCGAGAGGGAACACCUCGCAAGUCUGAUCAACCUCACGCCUACGCAGGUAAAAAUCUGGUUUCAAAACCACCGCUACAAAACGAAAAAGCAACGAACCGACCGGGGCAUGGACCUGGCGCCUCUGGCAUCUCCGCGCCGCGUCCCGGUCCCCGUACUCGUACGAGACGGAAAGCCCGUUCCGACGC
Molecule: messenger RNA, 1243 nt
Organism: Macrobrachium nipponense
Lineage: Eukaryota; Metazoa; Arthropoda; Malacostraca; Decapoda; Palaemonidae
Product: palmitoyltransferase ZDHHC5-A-like
Exons: 8
Coding region: 206-1084 (292 amino acids)
Source: RefSeq, a predicted model, not a curated record